AUGGCUCGCGAUAUCCUGAAAGCCGCUAAGUCCGCGUCGAACGUGGUAGCAAUCAGUAAGAAGUACACUGUCCAGUCCACCGGCGUAUGGGAGCGUCUUCGCCGUCUCCUAGCCGUUGAUCCCAACCGCUCAACUGGUGUGCCAUUGAACUCCCAAUUUCGCCUGCCAGCUCCCGGCUCCCUGCCUCCACUAUCCUACGAUGAUCCUGUCACCGUUCCUGCGGGGGAUAUCGCCGACAACCCUUAUUGGAAGCGCGACGUACGAAGAAACUAUCCUAGAGUCAGCACAGUGAACCAGGCAGAUGCUGUGGGACUGCUUACUGUUGGCAGUCGUGCGGCGCCCAAGGAUGACAUUCUCCAGAUUGGAGAGGCCGGGGAGAAGCAAUUGAUUGCCGUUAAACAACAGGGAGAAGAGCGUGGCCUGGCUGCUGUUUUCGAACAGGGCAAGAAGAACAUCCAAGGCGUUCUGGGUGCCACCGGUUUGCCGCCAGCCCCUUGUAAUCUGAAUGCGUCAAGCUCCAAGUACCAACUUGGUCAUGGCCAAGGCUAUCCUGCUGUAUCCGUGCCGAACCUUUAUCUGAUAGCCAGAAGUCUGUCAAAUCCAAUAUCUUCGCUUCUGUCAUUAGCCUUUAGUCUUUGA
Aspergillus clavatus NRRL 1 is the source of this 639-nucleotide messenger RNA. Its product is annotated as putative NADH-ubiquinone oxidoreductase 21 kDa subunit. The transcript has 3 exons. The record is from RefSeq and is a predicted model, not a curated record. NCBI's taxonomy places the organism in Eukaryota, Fungi, Ascomycota, Eurotiomycetes, Eurotiales, Aspergillaceae. The coding region runs from base 1 to 639 and encodes 212 amino acids.